CACUCAUAUAUAGUUCUCAUUGGAUCUAAUAUUUAUGUAUUACAUAUUUUGCAAAGAAUAUAAUAGAGUAGGCCAAUUGAUUGAUUGUAGCUCAUCAGGUAUACGAGAAUCAGGCCGGGGGAAUAAAGUACAUACUUGAUAUAAUAGCAUUAUAAAUAUAAUAAUAAUUUGAACUAUGUGGUCUGAUACUUUAUUAAUAGUUUUUAUUUCAAUUUGCACGGCAUUUUUAGGAGAAGGUUUGACUUGGGUUUUGGUUUACCGCACAAAAAAAUAUCAAAUAUUAAAAGGAGAAGUAGAAAAACAAAGCAAAAAGCUUGAAAGAAGAAAAGAAAUUCACGGGGAUUCACUUGAUAAGUCGCACAAAAAAAAAAUUGAACGUGAUGAAGAAAGAUUAAAGAGCAAUAAUCGCGACCUAUCAUUGGUAAAAAUGAAGUCAAUGUUUGCCACUGGGUUUGCUUUUACAGCUUUGCUUAGUAUGUUUAACAGCAUAUUUGAUGGACGUGUAGUGGCCCGUCUGCCAUUCGUUCCAAUUUCAUGGAUACAAGGUCUUAGUCAUCGAAAUCUUCCAGGUGAUGAUUUUACUGAAUGCUCCUUUAUAUUUCUAUAUAUUUUAUGCACAAUGUCUAUACGUCAAAAUAUACAAAAACUGUUGGGAUUUGCCCCUUCAAGAGCAGCUAACAAAGGUAACGGAUUAUUUGGACCAGCACCAGGUCAAUUCAAAUAAAAUUUUAAUUUGUUAUUGAAAGAUAUUCGUUUGCUUUAAAGCAUUUCAUUAUUAAAAUUAUUUUAUAAUUAAAAGCGGAAAAGGGUCUUAAUUGCAUCUUGAUGUGUUCACUAAAAUAAAAGGUUAUCUAAAUUUGUUCAAAAUUUAAAUGAAUAAAAUUAGAGAAUAAUAUUAACUAA
This is a messenger RNA of Condylostylus longicornis, 903 nucleotides long. RefSeq names its product calcium load-activated calcium channel. Gene Ontology annotation, biological process: endoplasmic reticulum calcium ion homeostasis. Gene Ontology annotation, cellular component: endoplasmic reticulum; endoplasmic reticulum membrane; cytoplasm. The record is from RefSeq and is a predicted model, not a curated record. Bases 176 to 724 code for a protein of 182 amino acids. Gene Ontology annotation, molecular function: calcium channel activity. The transcript is spliced from 4 exons. NCBI's taxonomy places the organism in Eukaryota, Metazoa, Arthropoda, Insecta, Diptera, Dolichopodidae.